Messenger RNA from Hibiscus syriacus, 2208 nucleotides. RefSeq lists its product as uncharacterized. The transcript is spliced from 17 exons. The coding region runs from base 1 to 2193 and encodes 730 amino acids. The record is from RefSeq and is a predicted model, not a curated record. Gene Ontology annotation, molecular function: protein binding; histone acetyltransferase activity. Lineage: Eukaryota; Viridiplantae; Streptophyta; Magnoliopsida; Malvales; Malvaceae. Gene Ontology annotation, biological process: transcription initiation at RNA polymerase III promoter. Gene Ontology annotation, cellular component: transcription factor TFIIIC complex.
AUGGCUUCGCGUUUCCAGGCGACAACACUGGUGGAUUCACCAUCGUACCCUAACUCCAUCGCCUGGUCCGACGAGAACCUGAUUGCCGUUGCAUCCGGUUACCUCGUCACUAUUCUGGAAAAGAAAAAAAAAAGAGAUGAGUGCUUCAAGAACAGUGUUUUGUUGCUUAGAACUAAAAUUGAUCGAGGCCUGAUCAGUAUUCCCAAGACUGAACCUUACCCCAUUGGAGUGGUAAAAAGAGAAGAUCUAGCAUCUGGCUGUUUGUUACCGACUACUUUAAGUCGGGAUCCUCGUCCUUAUGUUCGAUCAAUUUCAUGGUCUCAUCUUGGAAUGGCUCCCAACUCUGGGUGCUUGCUGGCUGUUUGCACCACAGAAGGGCGUGUAAAGCUCUAUCGUCCUCCCUUUUGUGAUUUCGGUGCUGAUUGGAUAGAGGUUUUGGAUAUAACUGAUAGGCUUUAUGAUUAUCUUGCAAGUACUAGUUUUGAGGAUCCAGAUAUUCCUCCCUCAGAAAUUUAUAAUGUAAGUCCUUUCUUUUAUCCUAGCAUUGGAGAGGGAGAGGGUCCUCCCAAGAGUAGGUGCAUGGAAUCUGAAGGGCGAAAAAGUUCACAUCAGACAGUUCCUGCUAUCCAAACUAGAGGGAGAACUGACAAUAAAAGGCCUGAAGUUUGUAGCCUACCUUUGAUAACUGCAGAUCAAUAUGCUUCGCGUAGUGCAAUGCUAUCAUCACUUGUUGUUGCCUGGUCUCCUCUGCUUAAAUUAUCAUUUGAAAUUUGUUGGGCUCCUGAAAAUAAUUCAUCCAACUGCUUCUCUCUUCUAGCGUUCCUGGGUCACCACGAUAAGUGGGCCUUGCUUGCUUCUGAAUCUUCUAGUCCUCAAGUUUUAUUAGCUACUGGGAGUUCUAACGGGAGUGUAAGGAUAUGGAUUACAAAUAUUUAUGCUGUCCCAGUCUCGGUGCUUUCACUUAUGCCCACUCAGUCGCUUGAUAAAAUGCUCUUAGCGGUGGGCAGAACAUCUGGAGCUUUUGAAGUAUGGAUAGGAGAUACAUCUGUAAAAAAGUUUAAUAAAGCUGGACAAUAUGAUGCUCAUGACCAAGUUGUUACUGUAUUAGCUUGGGCUUUCGCUGGAUGUUCCUUGUACAGCUGCAGCAAGGAUAAUUUUGUUCGUAGCUGGAAUUUACAUGGGAGUUCCCUGAGUGAAGUGCCCAUUCCCUCAAGUUCUCCUGGGAUGAGGAGUUUCAGUGAUAUACCGGAUGUGUUUAUUUCAUGCCUCGGACUGGUGGUGUCACCAAGUAAUCUUGCAGUUGCUAUGGUUCGCAGUUUUGAUGUUAAUCAGUUGGACCAAAUGUGUGAGGCUAGGCUUCAGAAGGCUGUCGUCGAAUUCUUUUGGAUCGGUGGGCAACAAAAGGAUAAUUUAUCAAGUAAUUCCCUGGAGUUUGACAUUGAAGCCUUCCCUUGUUUUACUGAAAAAGAACUGGUUUAUUGGGAGUCCAAUUUUUUGUGGUCUUUAAAACAAUAUGAACAUUGUGAUAAGCCUUUGGUUAUUUGGGAUAUUGUAGCAGCAUUAUCGGCCUUCAAGCAGUCUGCACCCACUUUUGUUGACCAUGUUUUGGUUAAGUGGCUUUCAAUCUCAUUUGUGGAUGUGCAUGUGGAAAAUUCUAUUGGGAAGAUUCUGCAACACAUCUGUAAAAGUUUUCGUAAAGCUGCUUCACGCCAGUUGCACCUCCUUAACAUUAUUUGCAGACGGGUAAUACUAUCAGAGCUGAAAGCGGAUGAAACAAAUAACGACUCAUUGAACUUGCGAGUAGAUGAUGCUAGUUUUACUCGAGAUAAGCUACUUAAUUUAUGGAUGGAAUUACUUUCAAGCAGUGAAACAGAAAUACGAGAGAGGCUUGCCGGUUUAAGUAUUUCCGCCUAUAAACGUCUUGCAUCCAGUUCAUCCACCUCUGAGCCUGGACAUUGGUAUCCUCUUGGUAUAGCACAAAUGGAGCAGUGGGAUGCAAAUAAUAAUCGUCACAUACACAAGCAACAAAAAGCUGUGGCAACAAAGAUUAAAACCCAUAAAAGGUCACGACGCGGAAAACUUGAAGAAGUAAAGGAGCAAUGUGGCCAUUGUUCGGCAUCGGUUCCUUUUGAUUCCCCGGAAUUUGCCUUGGUUGGGAAAGCAAUGACAGCAAUGGUCAGAAGCAUAAGUUAGCAAGGUGUGCUGUUU